Pungitius pungitius (ninespine stickleback) is the source of this 1793-nucleotide messenger RNA. RefSeq names its product mitochondrial calcium uptake 2 (gene micu2). The transcript has 12 exons. Gene Ontology annotation, cellular component: uniplex complex. Gene Ontology annotation, molecular function: calcium ion binding. NCBI's taxonomy places the organism in Eukaryota, Metazoa, Chordata, Actinopteri, Perciformes, Gasterosteidae. The record is from RefSeq and is a predicted model, not a curated record. Bases 47 to 1309 code for a protein of 420 amino acids. Gene Ontology annotation, biological process: mitochondrial calcium ion homeostasis; calcium import into the mitochondrion.
UACAGUGCGCAGCUACGGAAGCCUGGUGGGUUAACUUCCUGAGAAAAUGGCCAGCUGGAGAAGGGUCGCCGCCGCCUUGAGCAACGUUUUAAGGAGUCCUCGGUCUCUGAAAGCUGUAGUACUACGAAGCGCUGUCGGACCCGGUCUUCUGGGCUCACUUAUCGGAACCGGAGUUAUUUGUUAUUACCAGUAUCAUGCGAAACACAGGACUUUGCCCUUCGCCGUUCAUGCCGAGGUUCCACAAGAAGCCGCUGCUGCCCCCCCGUCCCCCAGAAGGCUCCGUUUCAACCAGUUCGCCUCGGUGGUCUACGAGCAGGAGCCCUACAUGACGGCCAGGGACUUCCUGUUCUCCGUGAUGCUGGAGAAAGUGGACCGAAAGCUGCAGAAGAAAAAUUUAACCUCAAAAGACGUUAACCGCAUGCUGGAGGUCGCCUCCAAAGCUCGGGCCGGCAACGAGCUGUUCAGAACCAUCGGCGACAACAGUUUGAUUUCCUACACGGAGUAUCUGUUCUUACUGACCAUCCUAACCAAGCCGCGCACAGGAUUUCACAUCGCUUUCAAAAUGCUCGACGUUGAUGGUAACGAGCAAGUGGACCAAAAGGAAUUUCUAAAGCUGAAGAAUAUAAUUAGGAAAAGUAAAACAAGAGUGCCCAAGGAGAGCACAGAGAAACCAUCAGAGGAAGAGGAAAGCUCCAAAACUACACUGCAGGCCUACUUCUUUGGCAAGAGAGGAGAAAACAAGUUGCAGUAUCAGGAGUUCCAGAUGUUCAUGGAGGACCUGCAGGCUGAAGUCCAGGAAAUGGAGUUCCUGCAGUUCUCCAGAGGUAUGGACACCAUGCGAAGAGAAGACUUUGCCGAGUGGCUGCUCCACUACACCAACGAAGAAGACAAUGAACUUUACUGGCAAAACAUCAGGAGGAGGAUCCCCGCUGGCCAGAGCAUCACGUUCGCUGAGUUCAAAGCUUUCUGCCUCUUCGCCAACAACCUGGAGGAUUUUGCCUUUUCCGUGAAACUGGUGACUGGAGCCAACCGCCCCGUUGGGAUGGCCCAGUUCAAACGAGCCGUGAUGAUCGCCACGGGCCACAACCUGUCUGAGAACGUGCUGGACACAGUGUUCAAGCUGUUCGACAUGGACGGAGACAACUGUCUGAGCCACAAAGAGUUCAUGGGGGUGAUGAAGGACAGAGUGCUGAGGGGGCUGAGGGUGCAGCAACAGAACGGCCUGCCUGGCUACUGGAAAUGCGUAAAGCAAGAGACCCUCAAGGCAGCUCAGGAAGCCCUGGGGGGCAACACCGGAUGCCCCUUCUGAACCAACGCAACAUUACCCACAACCACUGCUGGCCUUCGUAGCGUACAACCAGGCCCGUGUCAAGAAACAAAGGACUUACACCACUAUGUUGAGCACAAAUGAUACAUGUACAGACCAAACCUGCGCUUUGCUGUUAACUAUGGGGUGGGUUGUAGUUUACAAUAUAUAUAUUUGAUCAUUUCCGGUGUUUUAGCAGUCAUUCUUAAUCAAGUUGUGGAUUUUAUGUUCUACAUGGCUGAUGGCUUUGAAAUUAUCUUUUAACUCUACAGUUUUCCCUCCCAUUAGAGGGGAGGGGGCUGCAUCUGGCCCAGAAAUGUGUUGACCUCCUUUUAGGUUCUACGUGUUAAUGCACUUACUAAUUAAGGGCUACUUUUUGGGUGUUGGGUUUUUGACAUUCAUUGUCCUCCCAUAAUGAAAUAAAGUACAAAAAUACCAUUGUGGUUCACUUGUGAGGCUGAAAGAAUAAAACAAGUAACUUUUUUAA